UCACAUUAGCAUCAUGGCCCAAACUAUCCAAAACACCAUCAUAUCCCUAAUUACCAUUUUGUCCCUGUUGAACCUCAGCGUUGCAGCAUACAAAAAUAAUGAUAAGUACUACGAAAGCCUUUCUCACAAAGAGAUAGGGUUGCAUAAGAAGGAGGAGCUGACCCACCUCCACUUCUACUUCCAUGACAUCGUCAGCGGCCCAAACCCUACGGCCGUUCAAGUUGCCGCGGCCAAAACAAGCAACACGUCGUCGACGGGCUUCGGCUUCGUGGUGGUCAUUGACGAUCCCUUGACGGAGGGGCCAGAGCCGAACUCCAAGGCCGUGGGAAGAGCUCAGGGAAUCUACACCUCGGCCUCGCAAUCCGAUGUGGGACUACUUAUGGUUUUGAAUUAUGUGUUCACGGAAGGUAAGUUUAACGGAAGCACCCUUAGCAUCUUGGGACGUAACGCCGUCUUCUCCGCCUUUAGAGAGAUGCCGAUCGUUGGCGGAAGCGGGCUUUUCCGGUUCGCCAGAGGCUAUGCUCAAGCCAAUACACAUACGUUUAACAUCACUUCUGGGGAUGCGGUUGUUGAGUACAAUGUCUAUGUUUUGCAUUACUAGCUAGCUAGGUAGCCAGUUAAUAAUGGAGCCGGUUGAUCUUUAUGUUAUUGAUCGUGAUUUUUAUUUUUAUUAUAAUUGAAUAUAUAUAUAUUUAUGUAUGUACUUGUUGAUUAAUAAUAAGAUUAAUAUGAUUUUUCGUUGGUUUGGAUA
Messenger RNA from Humulus lupulus (European hop), 751 nucleotides. RefSeq names its product dirigent protein 21-like. NCBI's taxonomy places the organism in Eukaryota, Viridiplantae, Streptophyta, Magnoliopsida, Rosales, Cannabaceae. The coding region runs from base 14 to 601 and encodes 195 amino acids. The record is from RefSeq and is a predicted model, not a curated record. The transcript has a single exon.